Molecule: messenger RNA, 2308 nt
Organism: Phycomyces blakesleeanus NRRL 1555(-)
Lineage: Eukaryota; Fungi; Mucoromycota; Mucoromycetes; Mucorales; Phycomycetaceae
Exons: 13
Coding region: 1-2253 (750 amino acids)
Biological process (GO): activation of GTPase activity
Molecular function (GO): GTPase activator activity
Source: RefSeq, a predicted model, not a curated record
AUGGAUGACCCAUCAGUAGACAGUUUCUCUCUUGUGCAUGACCCUCGUAUUGCCAUGCACAGCAAUCUCAACUCAGACAGCUCAUCUCCUGCCAAGUUAUUAUAUUCCAAGUCAAAGGUCUAUAUUCAUCCCUCUGCAAAUUCAGCCGAUGCAAUUCCGGGCUAUUUGUCUGUUGUUGAACAAGCAUCCCGUGCCUAUCUCGUGGCCUGGACACCUGAAGCAUUGAUACCUUCAAAAGACAUGGAAGCAUUUGUACAAGUGGACUGUAACCCCGAAGAUUCCACUGAAGAGGCACCGAUGAUUCCAUCCAUUGGCUACGUACCCGAGGAAUACGCUCUUUAUGCCAUAUCAUCUCCACUGCAGGAAAUUCACUCGCUUCUUAUUCGACCACCUUCUCUCACGAAGUGGUACGGAAGUGUUAUCCUUAAUUUCAAAGAUGGUCACUCGUCUGCUCCACUUUGGUUUCAUGAUGAUGAGAGCAAGAGUACUAUGCUUCAGAAAAAAACCCAGGGUGGAAAGUUUGCUGAUGAUGACAAUCAGAACACAAGUCCACAGAUAAGAUGGGGAGGUGAUGAAUUUGUUGACCGUCUGAGCCAAUUGACAAGUGUUGUCAGAGCUGCGCACCAGCCACUAUUGUAUUGGGUCGGUAAGAAAGAAGAGCCAAAAGAACAAGAAUUUUCCGAAAAGGGUGAACAAAGCCAUGUAAAAGAAGUACCUGCUCAGAAGAUCAAUGAAAAGAAUAAAGCUGAAGAACCCAAAGCAAGUGUGUUUGAAUCUGCUCAGAUGGAUCCAAUUGUCGCUGCAUUGAAAGAGGCACGGUGGAGUAUUCUUGAAAGAUUGUCAAGAGUUACAAAGUUCUCUCGUGAUACAGCAGGACACCCUUCGUCUCGUCCUAUUGUGGCUAUGCUUCCUCCAGAAAUUCAGGAAAUGUGCAAUAAUGAGACAGUCAAACAAACUAUUGAUGACUAUGACUCUGCACGUAUUUAUCUCGCCAAAUGGGCAGCUGGUCUUGCUGCUCAAUCAGAACAGUCAGCACCAGUAGAAACACGAUACCGUCAUGUAGGAGUAUGGGGUCAUGAUGGCUGGGAAGAAGACACGGCUCUUGGUGUAUUUGAAGUACUCAACUCUGAAAACGAUUUCUCUAUCCCGACUCACACAAGAACUAGUCCAAUUACCAGACAACAAUGGGAUUCAUUCUUUAACGAGAGUGGCAGAUUGAGUGUAGGUGAACCAUUUAUGCGACGUAGCAUAUUCUGCGGAGGACUUGAUCCAUCUGUUCGACAUGAAGCAUGGCUCUUUUUAACGGGGGUAUACUCAUGGAACUCUACCAAAGAAGAACGUGCUACUCUUCUCAAACAAAAAAAAGCUGAAUAUGCAAAAUUAAAGAGUCAAUGGGCGGAUAAUGAAGAGUAUCAAAAAGAUCCUACCUUCCAGGAUCAAAAACACAGGAUUGGUAAGGAUGUUCAUCGCACUGAUAGAACAGUUCCUAUGUAUGCCAAUGAAGACAUGCCCAACCCAGAUCCUCUUAUGCAUGUCGGUACCAACCAAAAUCUUGAGACACUCAAAGACAUCCUUUGCACUUACAAUAUACACAACACGGAGCUUGGUUAUGUUCAAGGCAUGUCUGAUCUAUUAUCUCCACUUUAUGCUGUUCUGGAAGAUGAAGCACUUUCCUUCUGGGCAUUUGUUGGUUUUAUGAACCGCAUGAAAUCCAACUUCUUUAUGGAUCAAUCCGGAAUGCAUAAGCAGCUAUUAACUCUUGAUGGGCUCUUGCAAUUUAUGGAUCCAAGUCUCUAUAAGCAUUUCGAACGCACUGAUAGUGAUAAUCUUUUCUUCUGUUUCCGAUGGUUGUUAGUCUGGUUUAAGCGUGAAUUUGCUUGGGACGAUACCCUUAGAUUGUGGGAAGUAUUAUGGACAGAUUAUCUUACCGAUCAGUUUCAUUUGUUUGUGGCGGUAUCUAUUUUGGACCAGCACCGAGAUGUAAUCAUCGACUAUCUUAAAAACUUUGAUGAAGUUCUCAAGUAUAUCAAUGAUCUUUCAAUGACCAUUGACUUAAAAGAAACCCUGCAGCGAGCAGAGAUAAUAUUCUAUCAGUUUAAGCAGCGUGUGGAAGCAGUAGAAAACAAGCGUGAUACAUUAAAGAAAACAAUAGGGCAGCGUAAAAACACUCCCAAUGAACAUCUGGAAGAUAAAUUGCCAAUUGUUAAUGAAUUACUUAAGGGCUUGUUGAAAUCACAAACACAAGGAAAUUGAUUAUAUUAACAGAAAGAGAAAAGUGUAAAUAAACAGAAACCCAUUUUCAAAACCC